Messenger RNA from Trichoderma harzianum CBS 226.95, 1548 nucleotides. RefSeq lists its product as hypothetical. The record is from RefSeq and is a predicted model, not a curated record. NCBI's taxonomy places the organism in Eukaryota, Fungi, Ascomycota, Sordariomycetes, Hypocreales, Hypocreaceae. The coding region runs from base 1 to 1548 and encodes 515 amino acids. The transcript has a single exon.
AUGCUGCUUCCAAUACUACUCCUCUCCGGCCUCUGCGGCCACGGGCCAUUCGCCUCGGCUGCCAUCACAGUCCCUGUCGAUCCCGAUGUCGACCCACUCCCGCUGUCAACCGCCGGCACGGUGACAUCUGCGUCGGAGCUCCUUCGGCAGAGCUGCCCGGAAGAGUUCCCCCCACGCACGCCAUACUCGCCGGAGCUGCUCAUGUCGUCCUUUGCCGAUUUCGGCUCGGACGACGACAGCGCCUUUGCCAAUGGCACAAUCUUUCAGUCGUCAGACAGUCUCGUGAGGGGCGCCAUCGAAGCAUGGGGCCAGCACCAGAGCCUCGUCCUCCGACCUGAUGAGGUAUGGUUCGAGAUUCUGGCGCAGCUCAACUUUUACAUGACUGCGCAUGCCGAAGAUGUUCGGCAUCUGUUUGUCGAUCAUGAGGGUAAAGAGGAGAUUCAGGUGUGGCGCUUCUCGUGGCGUGACGUGAUUGCGGCGUUUGCAGGCGAGAUCCAGCAGAGGGUCAAGACAGAUUGGCUGCUCGACUGGAUCAUGCCCAAUUUCACCACGAGCGACGACAAUGAUGGCCUCACAGCCACCGUCCUGAUGAUGGGCCUGAUGCAACACUACUUUGAGUUCAGCGGGGGCAUCACCUGUGGCCUUCCCGAGGUGACGCUGCUGGGAGAGAGAGACGACUGGGUGAAGCUGCUCGGGAAGCUGGACAGGCUCAAGGAGUGGGGAGAGGAGCCGGCAGACUAUGCCGAUCGGCUGCGGCCAAUCUUGACUCGCUUCGUGCUCACAUGGGACGAGCCGGACAGCGACGAGGUCAAGGAGUUCUGGAAGAACAUUGUUCGGUCGCAGAGGCUGUUCAUGUGCGGCGCUGGGCCUACGGGCUACAGCAUCUCAGGGUGGAUUACCGGGUUCCUGCACUGGACCGUCGAGGGCGACCUGCGCAUCUCGCGCCAGACCGAACAGGAGUUCCAGCCGUCGGACGACUACGACAUGCUUGUGCUCGACGGCAUCCCGUACUUUUCGACGGAGCUGGACGAUGUGCCCGUCGGCUACGCAAAGGCGCCGCUCAAGAUGCUGGACUAUCCAAGUCAGGGGACGGACUCGAUGGCGUAUCUGCUGGCGGGCAACGUCGGGGUCCAGAGACUAGCGGUGGCCUCUAGCGAGACGCCGGGCCAGGAGGAUUUCAAGGUGACGGCGCAGCCGAUGAGUGCGUGGUUCCUGUUUGGGCCGGUGAAUGCGACGUUCAAGACAGGGCCCAGGUACGGCGACGGGGGGGAGCUGCUGAGGGCGGCGGCGGGGCUGGGAAUGUGCUCGACGCAUAACUUGUUUGGGGGGGAUGAUGGAGGGAUUGGUGAUGUUGGUGAUGUUGGUGAUAUUGGCGGUAUCAUUGUGGACGUUCCGGGUGAUGGAGUUGUGUUUGACGAUCCUGAUCUGCUGGGCAUUGGUGGUGAUGAUGAUGGUGUUGAUGCUGGUGAUAGUGGUAAGAGGAGGAGGGAGAGGCGGAUCGUCAAGGGCAGCAAAGCAGAUGCGCUGAGGCAUCGAAUCUACAUGUAA